UGAUGGUCUUGUGGUUCAGCUGAUUCAGCAUCGACAUAUGGCAUUGCCUCAUCCACAUCCUCCGCAUCCUCCUGCCUUUCUUCUCCAUGUGUUUCCUGUGGUUCCUGAUUCUCUUGCCCUAGCUCCUCUUCAUCUUCUUCAUCCACUUCCCCCUCAUGUCCUUGAGUUUCAUUUGUCUCAUGCUGAAUUGUGUCAUCAGCAUCCUGCAUCGAUUCUUCGGCUUCCUCAUCUCCCUCUCUUACCUCCUUUACCUCUUCUUCAACCUCCAUCUCAUCCUCUUCGCUUUCCUGCUCCUGACAUUCAGCUACCUCAUCUUGAAAUGUGUCAUCAGCCACCUGCAUUGUCUCUUCAAACUCUGCUCCUUCGUCCCCUUCUUCGUCUCUUACCUCCUGACUUCCCUCAUCAGCUUCCUCCUCUUCGCUUUGCUCUCUCAGCUCCUGAUCUUCAUUUACCUCGCCUUGUGAUAUGUCAUCAGCCACUUGAAUCGCUUCUCCAAAUUCGUCGUUUUCAUCGUUCUCUCCUGCCCUUACCUCCUGGUCCUCAUCCUCGUCCUCCUCCCCAUCAUCAUCAUCUCCUGCCUGCCAAUGUCCUUCGUCCUCGAAUUCUUCGUCUUCCUCAUUUUCAUUUUCC
Molecule: messenger RNA, 630 nt
Organism: Aspergillus japonicus CBS 114.51
Lineage: Eukaryota; Fungi; Ascomycota; Eurotiomycetes; Eurotiales; Aspergillaceae
Exons: 1
Coding region: 156-464 (102 amino acids)
Source: RefSeq, a predicted model, not a curated record